GUUUAUUAUACUAAUAUCUCAGGAGAAUCUCUCAACCCUAACCCUAAUUAAUGCCUGCUCAGAUCUAACCUCGGAUAUAUCCCUUGUGCAGCAAAUCUCCUGCCAGACUGGGCUUAAAACCCAACAACCCUAAUGGCCAAUUUUCCCUAUACAAUGACUUUCCACCCAAAUAAUGAAUUUGACCUUGCGAAUUUCAGUUCCAUCUCAUUUCAGCCCGACAAAGCGUACAAAAAUGGUCAGGAUUUCUAUAUUCAGGAGCGUUCAGCAAUUGGGUUUGGUAACCCCAGUUCAACUAACUUUGGGAAGAAGGCAAGCGCACAACCCAGCAAACAGAUUAUCCACAAAAUGAUUGAAAGGAAGCGGCGGAAAGACAUGAAUUCUCUCUACUCGGAGCUGAGGUCACUACUUCCGGAAGAAAGCAUUCGGGGAAAGCGUUCAAUAACAGACCAACUGGAGGAAGCCGCUAAUUACAUUCGUAAUCUAGAGCAGCAGAUCAAAGAUUUAAGAAAGGAAAGAGAGAAGAAGAACACUCGUGAAGCAUGCUUUAAAGGUGUUGAAAUAUCCAGGCCUGUUGAAUUCCACGAAUCAGAUGAGGGCUUCCCAUCAGUUAAGAUAAUCUCACUCGGUUCAACUGCAUUUCAGGUACAAAUAAACUUGACCCAGAAUCAGAUUGCCUUGUCCGAUAUUCUUCUUGUGUUGGAAGAAUAUGGAGUUGAAGUUGUCAAUGCUGCUUCGUCUGUAACUAAUGAAAAAGUCUUCCAUACCCUAUACUUCAAGGUAUUUUCCUAAAAACUUCUUACAGUAUGUAUGCUUCAUUCUCUUCAGAACUCUGAGGUGCAUUUUAUUUCAAUUUCACAGGUACCAGACAAUAGCUUUACUAAUAUCGAGCCACUAUAUGUUAAACUUCAGCA
This is a messenger RNA of Cryptomeria japonica (Japanese cedar), 911 nucleotides long. Its product is annotated as transcription factor bHLH118-like. Gene Ontology annotation, biological process: regulation of transcription by RNA polymerase II. Lineage: Eukaryota; Viridiplantae; Streptophyta; Pinopsida; Cupressales; Cupressaceae. Gene Ontology annotation, molecular function: RNA polymerase II transcription regulatory region sequence-specific DNA binding; protein dimerization activity; DNA-binding transcription factor activity, RNA polymerase II-specific. The transcript is spliced from 2 exons. Bases 133 to 789 code for a protein of 218 amino acids. Gene Ontology annotation, cellular component: RNA polymerase II transcription regulator complex. The record is from RefSeq and is a predicted model, not a curated record.